Messenger RNA from Fundulus heteroclitus (mummichog), 1940 nucleotides. RefSeq lists its product as uncharacterized. The transcript has 2 exons. The coding region runs from base 12 to 1835 and encodes 607 amino acids. Gene Ontology annotation, molecular function: ubiquitin-protein transferase activity. The record is from RefSeq and is a predicted model, not a curated record. NCBI's taxonomy places the organism in Eukaryota, Metazoa, Chordata, Actinopteri, Cyprinodontiformes, Fundulidae.
ACUGGUGGAAAAUGAAGGAAUUAAGCGACUUUUUACGUGCCCGAGGGAUCCCUGAAGAUACCAUUUCAUUAAUGGAAGAGCAGAAGAUUGACUGUGAUGUCAUAGCGCUUAUGGAUGACGCAACUCUAGCAAAUUACAUCACCUCCUAUGGAGACCGAAUUGCCGUCUUCAAUUUCUGCAGAAGCAAACAACCACUCUCAAAAAGAAAACAGGGACUUCUGCAGAGACUUCGUGAGAAAAUGAAAAACAGAAAGGAAAGUACAUCAGAGAACGCUUCAUGCGAAAGAACAAGCCAGACAAAGAAGCAAAAAGCAACACGAAAUGUUGAGAUAGGAUGGAUACAUAGUGAUGGAAAAGUAACCAAACAGGUGAGAGCGAAGCAGGGAGGUGGCACUAGAAAAAUUCAGAUGGCCACUGACGCUGGAUUAAGAGAUAUUCUUCAGGAAGGAAAGAAAUUAUUUUUCCCUGGUGGCAAAUCUCCUAAGGGGCCAGAAACAGAUUUUGAGUUUGAGGUUUGGGACUUUAAACAAAACCACCUUACUGAAGACACCUGCCAGAGUAUUGCCGCUAUGUAUGAAGCAGCAAGGCUGACAAUGUUACGUUUCUACAUUUCAACAAAGCUAAAAGAUCCUGAAGAAGAAGAAAGUGAGACAUCUGAUGUCAUAUUUGUCUUGGAAAGCAAUAGCAGUGAAAUUAAUCCAUUUCAAGUGGUUGAACUCCAAACUGGUUCGGAACUUUUAGGUGAUUCAGAAAUCACUUUCGGUCCUAUUCUUGAUGCUGAAGAAGAUACAGAAGACACGUUAAUCUAUGAGGGUUUUCUUGCACCGCUUAGUCCAGCUAAUCCAGAGGAUGUAACAACAAUCACUGUACGUCACACUAACACUUUAAAUGACAUUAUUAGUGCUUUCUCUGAUGCCGAUAUUAUGAGAAAAACACUGAAUGUGAAGCGCAUACUUCCAGACAACACAGAGGAAGCUGGCAGUGGAUCAGGGAUACUGAGAGAUGUACUCACCUGCUUCUGGAAUGAAUUCUAUGAGCGAUGCACUCUUGGUACAACAGUUAAAGUGCCAUUCAUUCGCCAUGAUUUCACUGCUGAAAAAUGGAAGGCAGUUGGACGAAUACUUUUGAAAGGUUACCAGGACUGUCAGUAUUUUCCAAACAAACUUGCAAUCCCCUUUCUUGAACAAGUGCUUUUCAGUGGUGUUUACAGUGAUCUUAAAGGACAGUUUCUGCAGUUUGUCAGCAGUCAAGAAUGUGAGGUUUUGAGGGAAGCAGUUAAGAAUUUUUCUGCUGUUGAUUUAGAUGAUCUUGUCGAAGUUCUUGAUAGUUAUGGCUGUAGAAAACAAAUAACUGCUGAGACUCUUCCUACCAUCCUUGAUGAAAUAGCACACAAAGAGCUUGUCCAAAAACCAAUGUUCGUCAUUGACUGCUGGAGGGAGGUCAUCUAUCCACAUCUUUCCAUUACUCCAGAGGCACUAAGUAAGUUGUUCUCUGACCUGCAACCAACAUCAAAAAAAGUCUGCAAGCUGCUGAAAUUUUCAGAUGAUUUGUCUCCAAAGCAAAAAGAAGUGGGAAACCAUCUCAAAAGAUUCAUCAGAGAGCUGGAUGACAUUAAACUUCAGAAGUUUAUGCGAUUCUGCACUGGAUCUGAUCUUAUAGUAACAAAUGUUAUCUAUGUGGAAUUUCAAAAUAUGACAGAUUUUACAAGACGACCAGUGGGACGCACAUGUGGGAGCAUCCUGCAAAUAGCUGACAACUAUGAAAACUUCCCUGACUUCCGUUCUGAAUUUAAUGCAGUUCUUGAAAGCAAUGUGUGGGUAAUGGACAUUGUCUAAACUCUUAAAGUAAUCCACUACAUUUGAACUACUCAUGCAGACUGCAGCAGAGCUGCAAAAAGACAAAGGUUAUGCAUUUUGAUCUUAUGAAAGCGUCUCCUGUUU